GAAUUAAGCCUUUCAAAUCAGGAAAAGGAAGGUUUUGACCCAUCAUCGCUUCAAGGCACCGAAUUCAUGAUUCAAUUUCUCAUGGACGACGAUGUGGAUAGCAUAAGAUAUUUAAAAAAACCAAGAUCAGUUAUUGUAGAUUUUCAAAAAGGAAAAAAAUUAUAAUAAUUUAAAAUAAAAAGAUGGAAUAAUAGGAAUGCCGGUAUUUGAUAAAAUUACCAAAUCCAAGUAAAUUUUAUAAAUAUAAUUUGAAUAGUCUCGAUUCUGUUCAAGUACACCAAAAAUCUAGUACAACCCAUUGCCAUAAUACACAGAGACACCAUUAAAAACAACAACAACAACUCUAGUUGAAACACAUUUUGACACAUUUUUUGACGGCUUGUAGUUAAUUCAGAAAAAAAAACUAUGGUGAUAUGUUUUCUUUAGUUAAUGAGCAAAUUUGGUAGAUUAUUGUGAAAAUCAUUGAUCCAACAUUGAUUACAGUAUAACUACGAUGUGUAACAUUCUAAUGGAAUUCGAUUUUGUGCAUAAAUUCAAGUGAAAUACCAAAGGCUUAAAACUAUUGAUUUAUGGACAUUUUUAAGUUCGAAAAAAAAAAUACUAUCGGCAUAUAGCAAAAUAAUACGAUACCAAUAAAUGAUGCUCAAACAAUGUUCACAUAUCUGGAAGAAUGCAACUAUUAAAAAGUAUAAUAUAGUUAUAAAAAGAAACGCUUCGUUCAUUGUUGGUCAAGUGCAUUUGAAGCAGUUCAAUUCGAACAUUCAAUUGCAUCGGAAUUUUAAGACUAAAAGUCAAACACUGAGUACUGUUGCUUAUCAUUUGCAAAAAAACCGUCAUCAAAUACGGUGCAUCACUAGUAAUAAUACGGUAAAUAAUACGAAUCCAUUUCGAUCGAAAAGUGUUGCAUCCAAUUACGAAAAUAUGGAGACGAAGUGGCGAGAUGAUCCUGUCAUUACAACGCUUGAUACACCACAGUUUAAAGCGAUGCUGCGAAAGAACAUUCUUGAUUUGGUGGCAUUGUUUCAAAAAUAUAACUAUGAAAUUCGCAUAGCUGGCGGUGCCGUGAGAGAUCUGCUCAUGAAUAUUACACCGAUCGAUAUUGAUUUUGCAACAACUGCAACACCAAAAGAAAUGAUUGAAAUGUUUACCAAGGAAAAUAUUCGUAUGGUCAAUUCAAAUGGCGAAAAACAUGGAACCAUCACAAAUCGCAUCAAUGACGAAGAGAAUUUUGAGGUGACCACACUGCGGAUAGACGUUCACACCGAUGGAAGGCAUGCUGAAGUUGAAUUCACAACCGAUUGGUUGCUGGAUGCCAGCCGACGUGAUUUAACUAUUAAUUCUAUGUAUCUUGGAUUCGAUGGCAAAGUAUAUGACUACUUUUUUGGCUAUGAAGAUCUGGAGAAUCGGCGAGUCGUUUUCGUUGGCGAACCAGCCAAUCGCAUCAAAGAAGAUUAUUUACGUAUUUUAAGAUAUUUUCGUUUUUAUGGCAGAAUUUCUGAUAUACCCGACAAUUUUGAUGCGAAAACAAUUGAUGCCAUUUGCGAGAAUAUUGAUGGAUUACAGAAAAUCAGCGGCGAACGCAUUUGGACUGAAUUGAAGAAAAUAUUACAAGGAAAUUAUCGUAUGGAAUUAUUUAUUAAACUUAUUGAAUGUGGAGCCGGAAGAUAUAUUGGUUUUCCCGCUUCCGUUGACUGUAAUGAUUUGUUCUGUUUGAAACAAACACUUGAAACGACAUUCAAAGAUGUUGCCAUCAAUCCAGUUACAAUCCUUUCGACACUGCUCAAUUCAAGAGAAGACGCACUCUGUUUACAUUCUCGACUAAAAUUGUCGGCAUAUGAACGUGACAUGGCAUUUUUCCUUGCCCAAAAUAAGGCCGUAACACGAGGUAUUGAUGAAUUGCUAUAUUACCAGAAAAUGUGCUUGCCGCAGAAAAAUCGUUCGUUUAAAUUGCUAAAAGACUUUGUUUUGGAACUGUUGAAAUACAAUGACAAGCGACACAUCUACGAUGAAUUAUUGGAAUGGGAACAGCCAAAGUUUCCGAUCAACGGUACAAUUUUAACCGAAUGUGGAUACAGUGGCCGUAAGAUGGGUGCAAUUUUGGAGAAAUUGCGUGAUAUUUGGGCCGAUAGUAAUUUUCAAAUGUCCCAAGAAGAAUUGUUGCAACAACAUUUAACGCCUGUACAACAGAAAGUUGCCGAAGAAGAGAGUCUCCGAAAAAAAGUCAAAACAAAAAAAUAAACAGACGCCAAUUGCAUAAUGAACGAAUUGCGUCGCCGUAUAGCUCGAAGCAGUAAAAAUGAAUUUACGCAUUUCGACACAUGCACUGUAAAUUUAAACCGAAAAUGAACAGAGAAUCAAAUUUUUAGAAAUAAUCAAAAGAAGUGGAAACAAAAACUGGAGAUAUAUAAGUUUUUAAAACUAAAGUCUUCAAUAAAGAAUUAUUACUUA
Contarinia nasturtii (swede midge) is the source of this 2448-nucleotide messenger RNA. Its product is annotated as CCA tRNA nucleotidyltransferase 1, mitochondrial-like. The transcript has 5 exons. The record is from RefSeq and is a predicted model, not a curated record. Gene Ontology annotation, molecular function: RNA binding; nucleotidyltransferase activity. NCBI's taxonomy places the organism in Eukaryota, Metazoa, Arthropoda, Insecta, Diptera, Cecidomyiidae. Bases 637 to 2238 code for a protein of 533 amino acids. Gene Ontology annotation, biological process: RNA processing.